This is a messenger RNA of Monascus purpureus, 5031 nucleotides long. NCBI's taxonomy places the organism in Eukaryota, Fungi, Ascomycota, Eurotiomycetes, Eurotiales, Aspergillaceae. The record is from the annotation of a GenBank genome assembly.
AUCGAUUCCCUCACUUUCCCUUUGUCUGCGCCGACAGUUUUCUCUCCCUCCCUCUGCUGGUGUUCGCUCUUUAUUCUAGGCUUUGUUGCGGCGCAGUCUGAGCUCCAGAGCCUUGACCUUCUUUGUUUCUUUCUCAAUCGGGUUCCUCUAUAUAGUGCUGUGUCUGCGAGCCAGCCAGCCUAUUGAUAUAGUAAUAUCCUCCUUUGAUUUUCGCUAGGGGGAGGAAAGGGACAAGUCGUUCUCUAUUUCUAACCGGCUUUGGAGACCAUACUUGUUCCUGACAGUUUCUUCGUCGGUAUCGUCUCUCGUUAACUACUUUUGAGAUUCUGGCGUCAUGAGGCUUGCAGCUUCUGUUGCGCUGCUGUUCCUCUCCGUUAAUGCUGUUUCCCGGCCCACUGGUGGUGCUUCAGCUGCUAGUCCUGACAAGACAGGUAACCUGUUGGCGAAGAGAUCCCCUCUGGACCUUGAGCAGGAUGCAAAUACCCAGACAACCACUGACUAUGGAAUUGAUCCCUUUGGUGGUUUCACUUCGUUGGCUGAUCCUAAACUGGCUACUACGGAGUCGCUGACCUCAACCAGUCUCUCGACUGCUCCGAUAGCCACUACGUCUACCCCGGAGACUCUGCCGUCUAUAGUGAUUGUCACGCCUCCUGUUCCUGUGCAUACAUCGCGUGUGUCUGCUACAGAAACUUCUUUGCCAGUUCCUGAACCAUCGUCUUCGCUCAUCGCUACACCUUCUGACGUGCCUAUAUCAAGCUCGUCUACCAUUGCUAGUUCUUUGCCAAUUACAGACUCAUCGUCCGUCGUGGCUGCUCCAUCCAUCUCUUCGAGCCCUCUGUCGAGCGUGCCUGUCCUUACUAUUACUAGUUCUGCGAGUUCUGAGUCGCCUGCGGUGUCUCCUCUGCCAGUUACAUCGUCUAUCCCGGCAAGUUCCACGACUCCCGCAUCGUCAUCCUUGUCUGAGGCAUUUGGCUCGACAAGUACUUCUAGUUUACCCAUUCCAGCCGGCUCUUCACCGGUUACGCCGUCCUCGGCUUUAAUCACUACACUCGCUUCUACUGCACCUCGAUGGACUACUUCCACUAUCUACACAACCAAAGAGCAGACAAUUACGCGCUGUGCACCCACUGUGACUGACUGUCCCGCCGAAUCUACCAUUGUCGUGACCUCUACUGUUGCGGUCUCAACUACGGUGUGCCCGGCCACUGAAACCGGGAUACCGUCGUCAUCGUCCUCCGGGGUGGCUACGGUGUCUCAGACAACAUCGGCAACUGGAAUGCCGACUUCAUCACUUUCUGGAGUAUCUCCAGUGGUUGGGUCGACUUCAAUGUCAACCGGAGUACCAUCAUCCUCCUCCUCCGGUGCAGUCCCACCAUCACAGUCAAGCUCAAUUCAAACAGGGGUUCCUUCUUCAUCAUCUACAGUUCCAGUGUCUCGUCUGACACCAGUUCCGGCAGGGAUACCAUAUUCGUCUUCUUCUGGAGUCAUUCUGACGUCUCAAUCAACCCCAGCUGGAUCAGGGAUACCAUCUUCAUCGUCCCCCGGAGUACCUCCUGUGUCACCAUCGGCCACUGUCCAGUCAACCGCGACACCCCCCAGCACUACAGUCAGACUCACCACUUCGACUAUCUACACCUCCACUGUAGUUACAAUCACCAGCUGCGCGCCAAGUUUCACAGAUUGCCCGGCAGAUUCAACGACUGUAGUGACAUCAACUAUCCCUAUAUCCACUACCAUUUGUCCGGUUACUGAGACCCAGACAGCAUCCACGUCUACGCCCUCUGGAGUAGCCCCAGUAUCCCAAACUACUUCCGCUGGGCUCACCACCAUUUCUAGUGUGCCGCCUGCACAGUUCACUACCGUCAGACAGACCACAUCCACAGUCUACAGCACCACUGAAAUCACCAUAACUAGCUGCGCACCGACAGUUACAAGCUGUCCUGCAGACUCUACCACUGUCAUAACUUCUAUAAUUGCAGUUUCCACCACUAUCUGUCCGGUCACUGAGACGGAAGUGCCGUCAUCGGUGUCCAAGACAUCUGGUGUGAUCCCAGGACAAUCAACUUCAGUUUUGUCUACAACGCUCAUUUCACCUACUUCUGCAAUCCAAUCGACAACCACUCCAGCCCAUGCCGAUACGUCGGUUCGACUCACUACCACCCUCACUGCUAGUGGCACAAUCUCCUCUGGUGUGGCCCCCGUAUCUCAAUCGACUUCAGUCUCAUCGGGAAUCACACCUACGGAGAGUACCACCGUAAUGCAAUCGCCAACUAGUACUCCAGCCCUAAGCGCAACAACCACUACCACAGCGAGGUUUACCACGUCGACUGUAUAUACCACCAGUGAGGUCACCAUCACCAGCUGUGCCCCUACUGUGCCAAGUUGCCCAGCCGAUUCUACUACUGUUCUGACUUCCACUAUUGCAAUUUCCACCACAGUAUGUCCGGUGACGGCAACAGAAACAGCAACUACGUCUUCUGUUACUACUAUCUCGCCUGGUGUGUCUCCAGUACUCCAGUCUAGUUCGACUCUGUUGACACUAUCUUCGAUUGCCUCUGCCGUUUCUCCUGGGCCUCAGUCAAGCUCGAUAUUACUGACGUCUACUUCUGUCAUACCUGGCACCUCUCCAGUACUACAGCCAAGUUCGACGUUGUUGACUUCCACUGCCGUCUCACCCACCUCGACUCUGUUGACAAUAUCUUUAACCAUCUCUAAUGUUUCUCCUGGGUCUCCUUCAAACUCGAUAUUGUCAUCGUCUACUUCUGUCUUGCCUGGUACAUCUCCAACCUCUGAGACGGCCUCAGUUCAGUCAUCAACAUCUUCUCAUACUACUAUCCCACCAGCCAUUUCUCCAGUCUCCCAAUCACGUUCGACGUUGAGAACUGCCACUUCAUCCGACACAUCUGCAGUGUCUGAGUCUAGUCCAACCUUGACUACUACUGCUCUCGCCUCAUCCAGCAUAAUUCCAAUAUCCAGAUCAGCCAUCACUAGCUUUACCACAUCUACCAUAUGGGCCACCCAGGAGAUUACAAUCACUAAUUGCGAACCUACUGUGACGAGCUGCCCAGCCAGUUCUAUUUCUGUUGUAACCUCGACAAUUGCAGUAUCAACCACUAUCUGUCCUGUUACUGAGACCGAGACAACGCCUUUCCCUGCCACGACUCCAUCUGGAGUUUCUCCCGUGACGGAGUCCUCCCCAUCUGGGAACACGCCCACACAGACUGCAUCUACUGAGAUCCCUCUUAGCGUUCCCCCGCCAGUUGAGACUUCAACAUCAGUGUCUCUUCCGGUGACUCAUACUUCUGAGACUCAACCUGCUGGAACUAUAACAAUUGGUGUGUCUUCAUCCGUGACUUCAUCGACAACUAUGUAUUUGACUACGCCUACGGAGAGUAUUCCCCGAGGUCCCUCCCAGCCUGGCUCGUCAACUGCACCCACCGUCACUUUGACCACUCAAACUGGGCAGACUUCUUUUGUCACUUCAGUCGAGACAACAUCGACAUAUGAUUCGCAUACUGUAACCCUUCCGCCAGAGACACUCUCCGGAAGCAGUUCAUCUAAGCUCUCGCCUACGUCGACCUCUCCCGGUGAGACUACUUCAACCAUCGCCACACCCACCGAGACUCUUCCAGUGCCGUGGGGUGUGUCGUCUACCUCGAUUACUCCUGGCGAGGCUACUUCAACAGUUACGGUGCCGAGUGAGACCUUCCCUCUGCCAUCUGUGGCUCCUGCGUCCUCUUCAACUCCAGGGCCCGGGCCCUCUGUCACAACGGUGGUAACCUACCAUACCUUUACUACCUGUCCGGUAACAACUACAAUGUCCUCAGGCUCCAGUACAUUCAUAUCGACCUAUAACACUGUUUCUACGGUGACUCUCACAUCAACUUCGACCGUCUGCACUGCUUGUGAGGCCAGUGCAACUUCAGUCUUACCGGGUCAGACAACGAUCCCGGCAGGGCCAUGGCCCAUUACCACCAGUUCACCUGGAGUUCCUCCCCUUCCAGGCUCAACUGUGACAGAAGUGACCUCCAUUAUCUCUUCUGGCAGUUCUGCAAUCGUAUCGACCCACACUGUUCUUUCCACAGCGACACUCAUUUCAACUGCCCCUAUUACUUCUAUUUCACCUGACCAGGAAUCAACUUCCGCCGGGAUGUCACCUGUUACAACAGCCAGUCCUUACAGCAUAUCUACCGAGGAAGUUCCUAUCCCCUCUGCAGCUUCAACUGCAACGGUAGUGACAUACCAGACCGCUACUACCUACCCGGUAACGUCUAUCGUCACUGAUAGUGGAUCCACAAUCACAUCAAUAUCAAGUACGGUCUCUACGAUCAUGCUAACUACGACAUCCACGGUCACCCUUACAUCCAGCGAAUUUAUGACCUCGGCCAUUCCCACUUCGCAGGCCAGUCCCACAAUUAUCAUUGGAAGUUAUUCAGCCAAAGAAACAAUAACGUUGAGCAUCACUCCUGGAUCGCCACUCUUACCAGACACGACCACAACUCCAAGCAUUCCUAGCACUUUGGUGACUGUCGGGUCAAGCUUGCAUAUUCCGGGGUCAACAACGCCUUCUCCAAGCCCUACUCCAUCAACUCCUCUCUUUUCAGGACUUGCUCCUCGAGGCGCCUAUAUCUCAUCCGGGGUCAUUUGGACUGGUGUCCUUAUAGCUCUUCUGACUCUUUUCAACUAGUAAACGACAUUGCUUUCUUUUUCUGCUUUGUUUCUAUAGUGUCUUUGGAUUCUAUGUUGUAGUAGUUUUCUGUUAUUUCUUUGUCUGUCUAUAACUGUGACAUUACUGCAAAUGACUUUGCCAUUCUGCGGUAUAUGAGUUCUGCUGGUACUCGAGACGCUAAGAAUCUCGAAUAAUCACCUUCCAGCAGGGCUGGGCAAGAAGGUCGUCGUCAGUCAGUCGUUAGGUACAGAUGUUUGCCUUUGUAUUAGUAGAUUUAUUUACAAUGGGCCUUUGGGCCACUUGGGAGCAUUAUAUCGAAGAUAGGAAAGCCAACAAAAUGCAAUCUAUUAAUUAUUUUUAUG